AAACACUUUUGAGUUUUGGUUUGAGUUCAAACUUUUUUUAUUAUGGUUCGUUCCUUUUGAUUUGUCCGCGGAGUGCAUGGACGACUUCAGCUAAGAUUUGGACAAAGAAAACGAUUCGUCGCAUGGCAGAGAAAACGUAUUCGUAACAACAAACCAUUUGAGGAGGUGGUCGAGCAAUGCUAUGUCUUCCAGAGGUGGCUUCACCAAAUUGGACCUGGCAGAAGAGAAUGUAUCAGAAACGAGAUUGUUCGAUCUCUUCUGCAACUAUCUAUCACUGGGCCAGUGGGAAUUGGCCAGACUUUGCCUGUCUAGUCUGAGAUCAUCGCCUAAUACACAUGUCCAGCUCAGAGAUAUCUUGCUCGGAUUGUUGGCUAAUCCAUCGGAAGCAAGUCAAAUAUGGCAGUCGGUCUCCUCACCGUGUCAUCUCUCAUGGCUGUGUUUGUUGGAAUGGCUGGCACUCUUUCCCGAGGAAUCGGCUGUCGUAGCUGCUGUACAGCCUCGAUUGGAGUUUGUUCUACUGCUCCAGUCUGCAGAUGUUGAUGUGCCGAUUGCUCUGUACAGUGAGUUGACGUCGUACCAUGAGCACCUGUUGUCGCUGGCUGGUCUCCCAAGGGAUCGAGUCUCUCCUGAUCAGCGCGCACCAUCUGCACUCUCAUCCGAGGCACUCACUCUCAUCAAGCACUUGCUGCACUGUCAGCUAAGUGUGGGUAGUGCGUUAGCAGAUUGCCUCUCGUUUAGACACACCUGUGGCCGAGUCACCGGCGGCAGCAUGGGGACGGCAAGAACAGUAGCAGUGGUGUCUUCGUCAGAUGCUCAGCAGCAGUUGUUUGAGAAUGACCAAGUCCUGCAGGGUGUCUAUAUGCAAUGCAUAUCUGAGAGGCUUGCUCUGCUGACUCGACUGCGAAAGGAGAAUUCGAAUGAUGAGGUAGAGCUGACACGGGUGGCUGGCAGUAUCUAUGGCUUCUUGAGUCGAAUGGACCCAUCACCGGAAAUGAUUGCACUGCCGCUGGAUGCACUUUUCACUGACCUCCUUCUGGCAUCAGUGACCCAAGUUGGACACACCUCUCUGCUGCACAGUCUUUGUCGCAACAAGUUGUACUCAUGUCUGAUUGGCCGCCAGCAGCCUAUGCUCAUCGAACGCUUCUGCAAGGUCGAGGAUCACUUGCAUGUCACGAAGUCAUUGCCUGACUUCACUGUUGACUUGGCAUCACUGAUCCCCGCAGCUUCUGCUGGCAGCGAGACAACUUUCUCGCGCUCCAGCAGUGCCAGCUCGGCACAGAGCACAGACCAAGCCGACAUGAAGACGUGCGCAUGGCAUCGGCGAUUCUUCGCUGCCUUCCAGGAUGGGGAGCAUUUCCUCGAGGCACUGUUGAAACUGUCACUCCAGCUUCUCCGUCAGAAGAAACUGCAGCAGCUGCGGGCCCUAUUGCAGCCGCCCGAGUUUGGUGUGCUGCGACCGCUUGUCGUGCUGCUCGGCUGGGAGCUGUGUAACAAUCUCGAUGAGGCAUCCCAGUUGCUUCAAGCACUAUGGAAUGAUAUGGAUAAUGAGAAUCUGCCAGGUCAUUUACAGCAGGCAUGUCAGCGACUGGCGUAUCAGGUUCAUCUAGUCGAGUGGUGUCGGAGCAGAGCAAAGACAAACCAAAGUACUCCGCAACGUAGUAGCGGGGACCACCAGGCAGCUGACCUGUUUGAAGGUUUUCAAUCACACUCAGUCCUGUUUGUCCUGCAUGCUUCUACUUCGUUGGCUGACCUUGAUCCUGAUGAAGUAACAGACAUGUUGCAACACCGGCCUAUCUUUGGUUCUGCUACUCCAUCACCGUCCAACCGUUCGAUCAUCUCAUCCAACGGUAGUCUUUCAUCGCCAUUUAACCGUUCCCACCCAUCGGCAGGGGUGAUCGUAGGAAGUGCCAGUAGCCGCAGCUCAUCACAGUCUCGCUCCCCGCGGAUCCUAUCAAGAUCAAUGUCGGUAUCUGCUGCAGCCAAUGCUCUAUCAUUGCAGCAGGAGCGUGAUAUUGCUAUCUACCACAGUUUCUGUGCUGUUCUGGACUUCAUGAGUAUCUUAGCCACCUGUAUCGAUCCAGGAUCUUUGCCUCCAGAGCUUCUGCAGCGACGUCGUGAGUUGCAUCGGUGCAUGGUACUACUACAGCAGAGCCCGGAAGAGUUUGAUGUGUCUGCUUUCAUCGCGAAGAAACUCAACCAUGCCAAGGAGUGUCUUGCCAACACGUUUCCACUCAAUUACCGCCUGGAAGUGCUGGAGAAUGUCUUCUCAUUGUUGUUUCUGCAGUACAAUGAUGUUUACUCCAUGGCUAAGGCCGAGUGUGUCAGUAGUGCAGAGUCUGAUCCCCCACCAGCAGCAGCAGCAGCUUCACAUGCAGAGCGCCAUGUCAGCACUGCAUCCUCGGCACAUGCGGAUGCUACUGACAGCCUGGCUUCCCAUUCCACUACGCCGGCUCUGGGCAGGGCGUUCAUCGCCUCGGAAGAUGUAGUGCGACAGGCUUUGGUCAUGCUCAAGGAUUGCCUCAUUAAUUUGACGUCAGCGAAGUUUGCCCAACUCAGCAGCGCGCCAACUAGCAGCAAAGUAGACGGGGCUCAGUCUGCUGGUGAUGAUGAUCUUGUCAGGAGCUCUGUGGACAUGACCAAUCUGCAAGCAAGAAUUACUCAUCUCGACCAGAGUAUCCAGGAAGCUAAGUGGCGCCUUGCUCUUGUGGCCUCGGCUCCAGUGGAAAGUUCUGGAAUUGCUGCCAAGGCCAGCAGUACACACUAUGGUGCAGUGCUGUCAUCAAGCUCUGAUGAGUCGACGGAGAGUGAGGAGGAUGAGUCAUCCAGUGACAGCGACAGUAAGUUGACGAACAGUGGUACCACGGACACUCGCAGGACCCAGCGGAAGCGUCGCAAACCAAAAGCAGGCACUUCAUCAUCUGGCAGUCGGCGCAGCACGCCUAGCUCAGCUGCUAGUCGCGAAUCAACACCAACCGUAGAUGACAGGCCAGCAAGGUCAACCUUGCGCAAAGACUCUUCGCAAAGGAUAAGCCGCAACAAAAUCCGACGCAAGUCCACAUCCGGUCGCUUUCGUUCCCGACACCUCUCCACCAUCAUUCCCCAGAUGCUUUCCACCCCUGAGUCUCUGCUGCACUCUUGUUUGAAGCGGCGUAGAUUCGAGCGUGCACGCGAGGUAGUGAAAAUGUUCAAAUUGGACGGGGAAAAGUGUGCCGAGUUGGUUAACUUUGCCGAGCGCCUUGUGAGUGUUCGUGAGAAACUCACCUCUGUUUCACAGCGCAGUGGAACCGGUGCACAAGCUCUAAUGUUACCGUGUGGCGUUGCCGCAGCUCUCCAGCCAAUCAAACAAUUCGGUCCUGCAACCAUUGGCAGUUUCAACCGACAAGCCAAUAUGGCGGUUAGCGAGCUUCUGUCUUCAUCGGCCAUGCCGAGCUCUCUCUAUCUCAGCACACGCCUGAAGCAAGCUGGCUCACGCGAUCAGUGGCUUGACAUGCUGUCUGCAGUUCUACCGUCGUUGGUGGUGUUUGACCUGGCUGCCACCUGUCAUUUAGAUCAGCCUGUGUCACUGCAACUAGUCACAAUGGCGCUGGAGCGGUCACAUCCUUCCUCUAAGGGCAGUGGUGGUCACCGGUCAGCUAGUCCCUUCCAAUCCACACAGGCACAGCAUGCAGCGCUCUCCGCCACUACAAGCACUGGCGGCGCCCAUCGCGUCCUGAAUCCCACUGAGUUGAUGCAGCGCCUAUCUCUUAUGGUCAACAAGGAUACAUACGUCGGCCUCCAGUCUGCCCUGCCGUCGAACAAGGAGACCGGAAGAAGCAGAAGCGGUAGUGGUGGUGAGCCCAGUGUUGCUGGAAGUGUUCACUCGGUCAUCAGGGCAAUCACCUCUCAGUCACUGCAUCAGCUGCUUGUUGGUGGCGUGCACCAUCUCUCGGCCCAGCAGUUUCUCUCCAACCUGAAGGACGCGGAGCGACAAUGGCUGUCUUGGUCACAUCUGGUGUCUGUGAUGGACGAAUAUGACGAAGUGGCUCUGGAUGUCCACGAGCCUGUUCUAUCUGAGGAUGGCCAGGCCUCGCCAGUGCGUGAAGCCAUCCAGCGAGUACUUGGUGCAUAUGAAGACAGCGUGGAGGAUCAGCCCAGAAUUCACGGUGUUGUGCGCUACCUUGCUCAAUUCUUCAGCCAUGUAGAGAAGCUGGCCAGUUUACUUCUUGGUGCCCAGGAGACUACAGGAGAUGAAGACUACAUUGACUGGUGCUUACAGCAUCGACCUAUCAACCCACUGGCUGUGCUGAAAGAGUCCCCCACUGUCACGCUUGGCCGGUUGAUGUUUGAUAAAAAGCUUCCACCUAGCAAGGUGGAAGGCAUAGCCAAUGAUCUUGGCCUGGACCUUGUGCAGAUCAUUAUGCAAUGCUGCUGUCCACCCGUCUUGGUGUCAGGCAAUACCUCGUUGGCUCUACCCGUUACAGGCCCAACAUCAUCACAUGCAAUAGCAGUUUCCACGGUAUUCAAUGGGAACACAACGGAAUGGAGUGGAGAAGUGAUGUCGCCACUGGAGUUGUCAGCUACUCUGCUGAGCAGGACACUAGCACUUGUUACUGGCAAAGCACGUGUAUCUCAGAAUCACGUUAUGGACACAAGUGGAGCAAGUGCUCUAAGCACCAUGCCUGAGUGGCUGGAGAUUGUAAGACUCACUGCCAACUUUGCCCUGGUGGAUCUGAACAAGCUGGACGGCAGUGAAACCAAGGUGUUCUUCUAUGCCAACGUCCUCAACCUACUUCUCGCCCAUGCUGCUAUUGCACUGCAUUCCGUGUGGCCUGUGGAUGGUCCUGCUCGUAUUCUGCUGCUCAAGACGGCAUGCUACCGUGUUGGCCAAUUGGGUGUAGUCAGUGCAUUUGACCUGUGGCAUGUGAUCCUGCGCUGUGGCCUGCCCUGCAUGGCAUAUGGCUGCGAUGUCACAUCCUUGCUACCAGUUGUUGCCGAGCAUGAUCCGUGGAAGAUCUACACCAACCUAGAGAAUGAUCCACGGGUAGUAUUCCUGAUCUCUGACUGCUCAUCGACGAGUCCAUUGCCGAAGGUCUUGGAUGGUGAGAUAGACCUUGACUCUGCCCUAAGCGUUGCAACAUCCACGUUUCUAGCAUCCUCCAUUCACGUGAUUGGGGACCAGGUUGUUCUACCUUGUCAGCUUGACUGGUUCCGUGAAGAUUUCACGUCUAAGUCAGAUGCGGAUGGUGAUACAGAGCUGGUAAAGUUUGUUCAGAGGCACCUGCUCGGUGAGAAGUUCUCUUCACUGCAGAAUGCAGUGGACAUGGCAAGCAGUCGGUCAUCGGCCAUCAGCAUAACGUUUUCUGCAUUCAACUGGGAUUUGAGCUAUGUGCCACCCACAGCUAUUCCUGCAGAUGCCAGUGUGCCGCACACUGACAAUGUGCUUGGUGCUGACAUCAGCCUGGAAGUAGCCAAGGUGCACCUAGCCACACGCUAUCUUCUCACAGACAGUGCCAUGGACUACCUGGGAAAUCAGCUGCCGCUUGCCUCGGCUCUAGCCAACCUGGUGUGUCCUCGCUCUGGUGCUUCAUCUCCUUCACCCGACGUUGGUGAUCGUGGGGCUGAUUCUGAUGAGGAGGACGUCAAUGAGGACCUAACAGCAAGUAUCAUGGCACAUGUUGCCUCGCUGGGAAAUCGCUUUUCAGCGUCAAGCAGGAUGGUGUCUUCGCGCAGCAGCACAACCGCAACACCAGUGCUAACUGAGAGUGUCACUAGUGAUGAGCCACUGCUGUCUAAGCUGGAGAACACCAGUCACAUGACGUCCAUUGUUCAGAGUGUGGAAGAGAAGUUUGAAGUGCUGCAUCGCUUCCUGCUGUUGCGCAUCAGUGUGCUGCCGGAUAGCAAGUCGUUCCAGGGCUCUAGUGAACAGGACUUCAUGCGUAUGCUGCAGACACUACUGCUGUCACCUUUAAACAGUGCUGCUAGUCAAACAGCUAUCCAGUUAGUACGUAACUUCUACCUACGACAGUGCCACUGGCAGACUGCCGUCAGCUUGAUUGACUCAGUACUGUGUAUGUUGCCCGGUGGACUGGCAUGCCCUGUGCCUGAUAUGUGGCUGGAAGCAGCUGCUAUUGCAUGUCUUGGUCCAGUAUCUUCAAUGAAUCCAGUGGUCACCAUUGUAAAGGACAGCGGCUCUGGGUCCCAUGAUCAGCUAUGUAGCUGGAAGUAUGUGUGUCGUAUCAAGUGUGUGGACACGUUUGUACGUGCUGUCCUUCGUCACCUCUAUGACUGGCCGAUUGAAGUUGCUCUAAGCGGUCUGGAGAUGUGUGUAGAGCGACUCAAGUCUGAGCAUCCGCUGCGCUCUGAUGUUGAGGAUCUCUAUAGGCGUGUGUCCGUUUAUCAGAAGGUACGUCUAUGUGCACUGCAAAAUGCGUCUGGCACUGCCCUGAGUGAAUUGUUGGCAGCGACUCCAGCAGCAGCUACUGGCCGCUCCGGUGUAUUGGAUGACUCUCAGUGGACAUCAUGGCGCAACUGGACUGCUGUGCAAGUGGCCAGUGAGGAGCGACCAGAGCUGGUUGUACAGCUGUUGCUGCAGAAUGGUGAAUACGACCUGGUGCGCAAAUGGGCCAAGCUUCAUACUGUCUCGUCCGAACUAAUGGAGGCUGUGGAGAGACGCUACCUACAGAGUUUGCUCCAAGGCGAUGAUUUAGACCUGACACAGGCAUACCGGGCACUUGAGUCAAUUCAGGUGAAGGAGAUUGCACUGAAAGUGUGUGAAUCAGUGCGGCCGCUUCUCAAUGACCUAUCCAGCACGAUAUUUGUCAUUCAGUAUGAGUUGAACUGCAUGGAUGAUCUACUAUCGCGAUCAGAGCGUGAGAAGCUCAUGCAGAUUUGUCUUGGUGCACAGGCCUUACUAUGCCUGCCCAGUCAUUCAAGACGCCAGUAUGAGCGUUUGAUGGCACAUCCUCAACUGCUCAUUGAACAGCUGCUUAUGAAUAUGAAGGUUGACUGGGCUGAGCAAGUGGGUCGGUGCUUUCGCCGAGCAGGCAAACGAAGGAAAAGCGUCAACACGCCAGCAACCAUUCUAGAGGAGAAUGAUGAUAGUUCAUCUGAUGAAGAGAUCGAUGAUGAGAUUGCCGAAGCGUUUUCUAAGUCAACAGAACGCGCUGACUCCUUACCUAGUCAGUUUGUUUUUGAGAUUCAGAAGACGUUCGAUGACCUUGUUAGCCGCUACGCUGAGAAGGCACUGGAGUUUCCAUCCUCCUACAUCCCACCACUCGUUGACACUUCCAGUAGGUCAUCUUCUGUGUCUUCACUGCGUGGCAUGGAUGGCUCGUUACUGAUGAGAAACGAGUCACCAUUCACACGGACACCGACACGACCCAUGCGUGCCGAGGAAAGCCCCACGUUUGGACAGCAGCGUGCUUCAUCGUCGACUCCACUGAGAUCGGCAUCACGAUCAUCACCUGUUCCGCGGCGUAGUGGUGUACACGAUGCUAUGCCCACAUCAGCCAUGAGAACACCCACAGUAUCGCGAACUCGCCCGUCCUUAAAGGACAAGGCCAAGGAUGAGAAGCAGCAGCAGCAACAGCAGACAUCCACCUAUCAGCCACCGCUGCUUAUACCAAGCAAAGAAGAAUGGGUGAAAGAUGAGACGGUUGCCCUCUGUGUGGUGUGCCAGACUGAACGAUUUAGUAUGUUCAAUCGUAGACAUCACUGUCGUCGCUGCGGCCGUGUGGUCUGUCAGACUUGCUCCACUAAGCGUGCUGUAGUGGAGACGUGUGGCAGCACCCCAGUGCGCGUGUGUGACCAGUGUUAUGGUGCACUGUAUGAUCCAACUACUGCUAGAGCACCAUCUCAAGUAACACCAGGUUCUUUUGAGACUUCACCUGCUCUGGAUGAGCCAUUCAAUGCUGAAGGACUAAGCAAGCUACGGCCAACGACAGCCGGUAUGACUCUGUCACUGCGCAAUGAAGAGCAGGCAUGGAUGCUAUCACCGGAAAAUGACAUGGCAAAUGUUCAAGUUUUCGAUGAGUUUUACUUUGACCAGUCUCCAAGUGUAGGUCUUUGCUUGUCAAUAUUAACUCUGCAUAGUGAAGCUCGUCAGCGGGGUAAUCUUCUACUCGCCUUUGCUGAGAACAUGUCCAAUCACAUGUGCCCUGUAGCACCGGGAGUGCAAAACGAAGAAGUUGAUCACUACCUCGUCAUCAGUAUGAUGCAGAAGUUGAUGCAGAAUGCCAAGAUAGAAUUCGUCAAAGCUGGCGACACCAGCAGCAUAGAGCGAUGUGACACAUAUCUAGGUUAUGCUGAGCUGUUACGCAUGCUUGUUGCUGAUCACUACAAGGACAUUCCAUCCUUGCAAGAUCUAGCCAAUCAAGACUCGGCAAGGUUGUUGCGCAACAAGCUGCUGGAAGACGACAGACCAGAGCUAGCAGUGGAGGUUUCCACCAAGUGUAAUCUUGACACACAGUCAGUGUGGCUGGCAUGGGCCAAAGCCUGUGUCUUGUCGGGCCUGUACACGGAAGCCAGGGAAAAGCUUAGUCAUUGUUGGAAGCCACGAUCUGGCAAGAUACCAGUCACGUCUCAACAGCAGAGUUUACUGAAUAAUGUGAUAGAAUACAUCGAAAUAGGAUCUGUCAUUCCCAUGUCAUCAGUCUCAGAUUUGCUGGAGAUGAAUCCUGAUGUAACGAACAAGCAACCAGUCAGCCUCCACACUCACAUGGAUGCCACACGCUAUGCUGAAUGCCUGUACUAUCUGCAUCAGUAUGGUACCACACUGCAGCUGCUGCAGUUCCAUCAACGCCACAACAUGCUCAACAAGGCCUGUGCUCUUCUCCUCGAUCGGAAUGUCAACGAGGAGACUUUCCUUGAGGGUCUGGCUGAGCCAUGCCUUCGCCGUGGCUCUUUGCGUGAUCUCCUGGACCAGAUGCUGUCCCUGGAUACUAGUUUGAACCAGUGGGAUACGUAUUUGAUGGCACUGUGUCGCUACUUUGCAUCAAAACACCUACACACGUCACUGUAUAACCUACAGAUAUUCAUGCGCGACUACGUGCGUGCCGCCAUGACUGGUAUCAAGUUCUUCUCCGGUCAGAUUGGCAAGCCGGCGACAACGUACGCAGAGCUGCACGCUCGUCUGCCCUGGUUACACCGUGCCCGAGAACAUUUCCGCUCCGCUAUUGAUCAUGGCAACUGGACUGAGUCGGUCACGGUGGCAACCAGUGGCUGGCAAAUGGUUGGUAGUGGCUUGCCGAGCCAGGAUUCCAAACCCUCCGUGGACAAGUCAUCAGCCGGUGGUGGUGGUGGUGGUGGUGGUGGUGGUGGUGGCGGCGCAGCGGCAGGCAGAUCAGCCAGUGUCUACAGCAGUGUAUCAGGUAGACCCAGUAUAUCCAGUAUGUAUGACGGCGGCGCUGCUGCUGAUGCUGCAUCCAGGUCCAAUAGCAUCUUUGAGACGUCAGCACGCACUAGUAUCUAUGACAUGGUGUCAGCCAGUGAUAGUAGCUCCGUUGAUCACACUACAGCAAGCUCACAACAACAACAACAUCAACAACAGCAGCAGCAGCAGCAAGUGCAGUCUCGCAAGACCAUGCAACCUGCUGAUAUCACUCGACACAUGAAUACCAUCAAGUUACAGGUCGAGGUGACAGAGUUUCUUCAUGGCCUGCAGUCAACAUCCGGUGGGUCAAGCAGCAGCAACAGCGGUGCAGCUGCUCGCCCCCUGCCUACCCUCUUCAAUCGUAGCUCAGUCCGGGAAGAGCUUGCUGCUCAGGUUGUUGUUCUGGAUCCCAAUGUUGACGACGGCUUCAAGCUUGCACAAAAGCUUGUACAGGAUUUCCGUUUGAACAACAACCGCAUCUUAUCAUUGAUUGCCCGACGCAUAUCAUCGCAACAUGACUGGAGGAAGCUGGACUCUCUGUUCCGCUGCAUGCAGAGUAUGGGUAUGACGUCGGGCCGUGCUCGUGAUGAUGUCAUCCUUUCAGCCGUCAGCAUAUCGGCCAAGGAUUCAUCCGAGAGCAAGCAGACUGACAAACUGAUUGGAAUGCUGCAGAGCAGUGACAGCAAGGUGUCAGCCCUGAUUGACUGUGGCAAGCUAAAGAAUGCGUACUUGAUUGCAGUCAAGGUCAAACGACAUGACUUGGUCAGAACUAUCUCCAUGGUGGCCAAGGAGAGAAAUCAGCCGCAAAUAACACGUCUCUGUGAGCUUUUCCUCUCGCAGCAGCAGCAGCAGCAGCAGCAGCAACAGCGUUGAUGAGGCCGGAAACGAUUACUCAGGUGUGUUACCUAUAUGCAUGCAUUUGUUUUGUACUUUAAGUUUUAGCACUUACAUCUGUGCCCUUCACUUGCCCUUCAUUUGUUCCAUAUUUUCUUUAUUCAACCCGAAUCAAGCCGAUUGUUUUACCAUAAUUAUUUGUAGUGAGUGUGCGAGCAUUGUCGAGUCUUGCUAUUCACACUUCAGUCUCCGUUUUUUCUUGUCUAACUUGUCUUUCACUUGUCCAUGUGCCUUUCAAUUGUUUUACUUGUGACAGCCGGUAUGUUACAUGGUCAGCCUUCAGUCUCUCCGAACGGCGGCCUCUUUUUCAACUUAUAUUUCCAAUUUUAUUCAAGUGGCAUUUUCUCUCUGUGAGUAGUUCUUCCUCCAUACAGAAACUGUCAUGACACUAGAUAUCAGCAGCAGCAGCAGCAGACUUGACUAUGCAUGCUCUUAGCGUGUACUGCAAAGCUGCUACUACACACGCACACGUCGUACACAGUAUAAUUAUGUGCGUACACAAGUUGGUUGGAUGCUGGCCAUUCUCCUUGGUCUCCUUUUUAAAUCAUUUUUGCAUUAUCAUAUUCUUUUUUUCAUGGAUUCUUUUUCAAUGAAAAUGAAAACAGCAUGGCAGUGUUUUUCUUUGAAGCUGGGCGUGUGCUUUAAAGCGACUCGACAACUAUCACUCACUUUAGACAUCAUAAUAAAUUGCUAAAAUAUAGGUACUUCAUGCGCUGUGCGCGUGCGCUGAAUUUCAUGUUUCUUUGAACGUGUUUAGUUUUUCGUGUGUGCUUGCGUUCAGUGUGUCUUCAGUUUACUUUUUGAAACUAGCCCUACGAAAUAAAAUACAUAUCAAAAAUUUACCAAAUUAUUGAGAA
This is a messenger RNA of Sycon ciliatum, 11100 nucleotides long. Its product is annotated as zinc finger FYVE domain-containing protein 26-like. Gene Ontology annotation, biological process: regulation of cytokinesis; mitotic cytokinesis; double-strand break repair via homologous recombination. Gene Ontology annotation, cellular component: midbody; lysosomal membrane; centrosome. Gene Ontology annotation, molecular function: metal ion binding; phosphatidylinositol-3-phosphate binding. Lineage: Eukaryota; Metazoa; Porifera; Calcarea; Leucosolenida; Sycettidae. The record is from RefSeq and is a predicted model, not a curated record. Bases 182 to 10222 code for a protein of 3346 amino acids. The transcript is spliced from 40 exons.